This is a messenger RNA of Penicillium griseofulvum, 3162 nucleotides long. RefSeq names its product ABC transporter, integral membrane type 1. The record is from RefSeq and is a predicted model, not a curated record. Gene Ontology annotation, cellular component: membrane. NCBI's taxonomy places the organism in Eukaryota, Fungi, Ascomycota, Eurotiomycetes, Eurotiales, Aspergillaceae. Gene Ontology annotation, biological process: transmembrane transport. Gene Ontology annotation, molecular function: ATP hydrolysis activity; ABC-type transporter activity; ATP binding. The coding region runs from base 1 to 3162 and encodes 1053 amino acids. The transcript has 11 exons.
AUGCCUGUAUCCAAGCACAUCGUUCCCGCACAGAAGCAAUGGGUCGUUCGAGUGCAACAGCGAAUGACGACAACCAUAAAGAUGCUGGGGAACAUGAAGUCCAUCAAAAUGCUUGGGCUGACUGGGACUUUUAAUACAAUUGUUUCCAAUCUACGAGAAGUAGAGUUGAAGACAUCGGAGGUCUUUCGAAAGCUCUUGAUAUGCACUAUCACACUUUCAAAUUUACCGGCGGACUUUGCUCCCUACGCGACAUUUCUGGUUUAUGCGAUUAUCUCCUUGAAGACUCAAAGCAGCUCGCUACUCGCCGAAAAAGCUUUCACGUCAUUAUCGCUGAUUUCGAUCCUGACGAGCCAUCUACUAAAGUUCAUCCAGUCGUUGCCGCAGUUUACACAAUGUUUGGGGUGUCUGAUGAGAAUCGAGAAUUAUCUUUCCGAAACUGAUCAGAACCCAGAAAAAGUGGAAGGUCGGGCAAGCGAAAGUUCGGUGCGCCAACUAGUGUCACCAGAAGCACACAAUCUCUCCGCGGUACAUACGAAAGCUCGACCUGACGAUGGAGUUCUCCUGUCAAUGGAAGGAGUUGACAUUUCCUGGUCGCUGAGCUCUGACCCAAUCUUCCAGGAUCUCAACCUGACCAUUAACAAGGGAAUCACUGCUAUAGUUGGCCCAUCCAGCUCCGGUAAGUCCACACUGAUUUGUAGCAUCAUGGGUGAUGCUGCGGUUAUUAAUGGCACUCCUCUUGUGCCACUUGGCCCUGUAGGAUACUGUGCGCAAACGCCAUGGAUUCUCAGUGACACUAUCAGACACAAUAUUAUUGGUGUAAAUGGCCACUUUGACAAAAACUGGUAUACAUUCUGUCUUUCGUUGGCUGCCCUCACGUCUGACCUCGAAGCCUUUCCUGCGGGCGAUUUGCAUCGGGCAGGUAUUAAUGGGAGCUCCUUGAGUGGAGGGCAGAAGAAGCGAGUCGCCCUUGCUCGAGCUCUUUAUUCCAAGUCAUCGCUUCUUAUCCUUGAUGAUGUCUGGAGUGGCUUGGAUUCAGAAAAUGCAAGACUUGUUGAAGAGAACAUUUUUGGAGACAACGGCUAUUGUCGAAAAGCAGGGCUUUCUGUCAUAAUCACUGCUCAUGAGGUGCCUCCAUUUGUCGAUCAUGUGGUCGUUCUUCAGGAAGGGUCAAUAGCUGAUUCUGGAUCCUACGAGGAUGUGAUAACGCGAGUGCCAGCAAUCACCCGCUGGAUGAAUUUAGAAAAAACUGAAAUCAUGGAGCACAUCGGCGAUAAGCCUGAGGUAGCCACUGAUGACAUUCUAGUCAUAGCUGGGGCCAGGCCGAAACAACCAACGCCUUCGUAUCCAACAUUGGACCCAGAACAAGAUGAUUCCAAGUCUGAUGGCAGCUGGAGCACGUCCCUGUACUAUAUCAACCAAGCUGGUAGAUGGAAAAUUACGUGUUUUCUAUUUUACUGUCUAAGCAGUGCCGUGUUUGCUAAUAUCGUCACUAUUUGGAUCCAGCGCUGGUCUGAGGCAAACGCCAAACGGCCAAAUUCAGACCCCGGGCUGUAUCUUGGAGUUUACACUGUUUUCGUUUUCUUGAAUAUAGGGUUCUACGUCGCCAGUUGCUAUGCACUCAUCAUCGGGAUCAUAAACAAUACAGCUUACUCAUUGCACUCGGAUCUCUUAAAAACCACUCUGAAUGCCCCGUGGAGUUUCUUCUCGUCCACUGAUAGUGGCACGAUAAUGAAUCGAUUCAACCAGGACAUGGACCUCAUUGAUAUGAAGCUUCCAAUGUUUGCGAUUGGCUUUGCUGGAGUCAAGGCGAUACUUCUUUGUGUGGUCGGCAAAUACUUCGCUAUCACAAUGCCUUUUCUUUUACUCGUCAUUUGGUUCAUCCAGCGGUACUAUCUCAGGACAUCAAGGCAAGUCCGACUUCUCGAUAUAGAAGCAAAAUCACCACUAUACACACAUUUUUGCGAAACGAUCGCAGGAAUUUCUACAAUCAAGGCAUAUAGGUGGCAGGGCCAAUUCCAGAAGACAUGUGAUGAACAUAUAAAUACUUCACAACGACCAUAUUACACGCUUUUGUCCAUUCAGGAGUGGCUGGCAUUUGUUCUCGAUCUCGUGGUGGCUGUGAUGGCUGUGGUGCUUGUCUGCAUCGCCACAUUUUUUGAAGACAAGUUCAGUCCUGCGGAAAUAGGUGUUGGCUUGAAUCUGGUUCUCACUUUCAAUGACGCCUUAGCACAGGCAAUAUCCUCAUGGACGCAACUUGAGACCUCCAUGGGUGCAGUCAAACGCGUGCAAAGAUUUCAAGAUACAACCCCCUCUGAACACCGUCCUUGGGUGGCGACCUCGGCUCUUCAUAACUGGCCCAGUCAAGGACGUAUUGUCUUUGAUCAAGUUACUGCUUUUUAUCGUUCGAAUGAGCCUCCAGCGCUCGCGAAUAUUAACCUCACAAUCAAAUCAAAAGAAAAGAUUGCAAUCUGCGGUUCAUCGGGAAGCGGCAAGACAUCGCUGGUUUUGGCACUGCUUCAAAUGAUAGAUGUUCGAUCAGGGAGUGUCUCUGUCGAUGGCCGCGACUUGUCGGGCUUACAGCCUAGUGAUGUCCGCUCGAGAAUCAAUGUCAUCCCACAAGAUCCAUUCUUUUUCCCGGGGACCGUGAGAUUCAACCUCAAUCCUACCGUGACUGCGAGAGAAAGUUUGAUCGAGUCUGCGCUGCAAAAGGUUGGCCUUUGGGAAAAGAUUUCCCACAAUGGCGGGCUGGAUGCCGAUCUCCAGCCCGCGAACUGUCCGAUUGUCAUUCUUGAUGAAGCGACUAGUUCUGUUGAUACAGAGACUGAAAGAAUGAUGCAGAAAGUGAUAGAUGAGGAGUUUGUCGACCGUACUAUCAUUGCGAUUGUACAUCGGUUUGCCUAUAUUGAUCGUUUCGAACGUGUUGCUGUUCUUCAAGCAGGCAAAGUCGUUGAAUGCGAUACCCCGAAAGCUCUACUCGCCAGGGAUUCAAGCUUCUCAGACUCCGCUCUGCAGCCCUCUCAUAUCGCUACAGCGGAUGAAGAAUGGCUGAUCGACCUUUGCCGCAAGGCGGAAAAGGAGGGCGGGAUGAUCUGGGGUGAAAAGUACGGCGACGAAGUCAUCAAGAUUUCCGACCACAUCGCAGUGAAGUACGGUGGCGUGUAA